GGCCGCCGGGAGCGGGGCCCGUUUGAACGUUCGGCCGCCGCCACCGCCUGCCUUCCCCUGGCCGAGGUUACUUUGUGUUCUUUCAAAAUGAACAUCGAGGAGAAAGUAAAGGAAAAAUUGGAUGCGGAAUUAGACCGCUGUGUUGUGGCUAUGAAGCCCUAUGUCCUAGGCCUGCAGCGUGGUUCAGAAAGAAAACGAUGCUCACUGUGGAUCAAAAAACUCUGCAGACUUUCAGGAGCAGGAGUAGCCACAGUGGAAAGGGAGAAACGAAACUUGUACGCAAAACUGCUGCUGCGCAUGCUGCAGAGGGGAGUUCUGGAGGGCCCCUUCACCCAAAAACCAGAUGAAGGAGCACUGAAAACUUUGCCUGCCUACAUGUCAGUUUAUUUUGAUGAGCCGAGUACAGCCCACGUUGGGAGCCAUAGCCCUUGCUGCUUACCUGAGUGGGUGGUGGGAGAGCUGGGGAGCCACGAAAGCAAUGUGUCWUCUGUAGGGGAAUCAUCCUCAGCACCACCUCCUUCCCAUGGGGAAAGACUGAGUGAGAAGACAUCAGAAAUAUCCCGUCUGAGUUCUCACCGGACAGAUGAAGAUGACGCAGGCACGUCACUGUCUGAGGAUCAUCACAAAAAAAAUGUUUCAUUUGAAGAUGAUGACCUCGAAACACGUCUCAACAGUUGGAAUCUUGGGUUAGAAAACCCCAGAUACCUGCGAGAAAAACGGGUGCCRAGGACUGUGAUGACACCUAAAAUUGGCAUGGAAAGGAGCAGCCCCUCUCGGGACCACUCAUCGCUGUUUCGAAAGCACGAGAAAGAGAUGGAAAUGAAAAUGAGAAUAGCAGAAGGUAAAUUUCAUGAAGAAAARCUGAAAUUACAGCAGAAGCACGAUGCUGAUGUUCAAAAGAUUUUGGAUAGAAAGAAUAACGAAAUAGAUGUGUUGAAAGCCAACUACACACAGAAACAGAAAGAAGCUGAGGAGACGAUCAGAAAACUGGAGAAAAAAGUUCAGACCCUUGUUCGUGAAUCCCAAGUUGUCCGAGAAGCCAAAGAGCAGCAGAUUGUGGAGCUGAAGAAGAUGUGUGAGCAGAGCAGUGAUUCCUUGAACAAUGAGUGGGAGAAAAGGCUCCACGAUACUGUGGCUGAGAUGGAGAUGGAGAAGCUCAACAUCCGGAAGAAGCACACAGAAGACAUGCAGGAGCUGCUGGAGGAAACCAACGCUCGUCUGCUCAAGAUGGAGGAGGAAUAUUUGCAGCAGACACAGACAACUAACGAGACAGUCCAAAAGCUGGGGGCUCGUGUGCAGCAGCUGACUGUGGAGGCUGAGAACAGUCAUUUGCAACGUCAGAAAUUAUCUCAGGAGAAGAAUGAGGUGGAGCAGCGGUACCUGGAUGUCUGCUCCCARCUCCAGGAGCUGAGAUCAAGGUGCAACUCUCUUCAGAGAGACAAGGAGCAGAUGACACAGGAGUACAAGGACAACCUUCAGCGACUACAAAGCAAAUGUGAUGUUGAUCGAGAUUUUAUAAAGCAGGAACAAGCUCAGACUUCAAAUGUGAUUGCAGAGUUACAGCGGGGCAUGACURUGCUGAAACAACAGUUGCAAGAUGCAGAACUUGAAAGGCAACAACAGCUGAGGGACCAUGAAUACAAGAUUCAGCAGGACAAGCUCCACUGGCAGCGUUUCUAUGAGAAACAGAUUCAGGUCAUUCAGGAUGAUCUGGAUAAAGAAAGAGAAGAGUCUCAGACAAAAAUUCGCCAGCUGGAGCAGGCUCUGAAGGAGAAGGAGGAGCAGCUGAGGCGGGUGACGGAGGUACAGAGGCUGCAAGCCCAGCAGGCAGGCGCUGCCCUGGAGGAGUUUAAGCGGCAGGUGGAGCUGAACUCAGAGAAAGACUCUGCUGAAAUGAAACAGCGGAUGGCAGAGGUUGAGGAAGAUCUAAGCAGAUCAAAAUUGCUUCGGGAAAAGCAAGAGCAAGAAUUCUCCUGGCAGUUGGAUGAGAUCAAGAAAGUGUAUGAACAAAAGAUAGUGGAGCUGAAGCUGGAGCAUGAAGAGGAGAAGACGCACCUAUUCCAGCAGCACAAGGGAGUGCAGGACUGCUUGGUCCGAGACCAUCAACUGGAAAUCGAGAAACUGGAGGAACAGCUCUGCGCUGCCAUGGCAGAGCACGAGUGUCAAGAARGCAGGAGACGAGACGACCAGAUGAUCUCUGAUCUGGAGGACCAAAUCCGCAUUCUGAGGGAAGAACUGAUCCAGGCCAACUCCCUGAGGGACCAACAACUGCUGAACCUGAGCCUCCAGAAGAACGAGGAGAUGAAGGCAGCAGUUCGGGACAAGGAGGUGGCACUGAGCAGUCUGAAGAUGGAGAUGGAAAAUGCCAUGUUAGAGCUGAAAAAGAGGCACCAGGCAGAGACAGAGGCAGCCUUGGACAAGGCCAGCAGCCGGCUGAAGCAGACAGAGCAGGAGUACAGCCUGAAGCUGGCCAAAUCCUCGCAGGAGAUAACUGUGCUGAAGACAACCAUUUCCUCCCUGAUGGAGGAGAACAACCUGCAGCAGCUUGCGGCCGAGCAGCGGCUCCAGGACGUGGCACAGAAAUUGGAAGAUGAGAAGCAGCAGCUGAUGGAAGAUAAUGACAGAACAAUCAAGGUAAUCUGGGGAUUUCUCGUCAAAGAAAUGAGGGGAAUUAAAAGUUAUGAGUGCAG
Molecule: messenger RNA, 2690 nt
Organism: Malurus melanocephalus (red-backed fairy wren)
Lineage: Eukaryota; Metazoa; Chordata; Aves; Passeriformes; Maluridae
Gene: CEP112
Product: centrosomal protein 112
Exons: 23
Source: RefSeq, a predicted model, not a curated record